Messenger RNA from Corylus avellana, 1177 nucleotides. The record is from RefSeq and is a predicted model, not a curated record. NCBI's taxonomy places the organism in Eukaryota, Viridiplantae, Streptophyta, Magnoliopsida, Fagales, Betulaceae.
UUGAGGAGACCGUUUAGUCAAAAAGAAUGAUGGAGUUUUCUUCUUCUUCAUCUUCAUUCAGCUGAUCCUUUCUCUCUCUCUCUCUCUCUCUCGCACACUUAAUUCCCACAUUUCUCACUUCUCCCCUAAUAUUACCCACCAAACCACGAUUUCUUCUGCAAACUACCCCGCCAUCCCUCCCUAUCAACCGCUCUGCCACCCAUGGACCAAAUCAUCAGUGUGAUACGACGAUGCUUGCCUUUGUGCUUCCCACUGCCAGAAUCCGAAGACCAAAACGACGCCUCUCAGGUUGUCGGCGUCGAAGACCAAAAGGAAGACGAGGAAGCAGCUGAGGCCACAGCAGGAGUAGAAGACGAUGACGAUGUUGCCUUCCAAGCCAACAAGGAAGCUUUGGUUAUGGUCAUAGCCAUAUGUGAAAUAGCCUCAAUGAACGAUGGAUGCCAAUGGGGAAUAUGCGGGGUGACAUCUCCUACUAAAGAAUAUCCUUUUCCAGUACACAGCUAUGGUUGCAUAGUGGAUCCAGAUUGCCCAGUUUGGAAAGUGGUGUGGAGAUGCUCAGAGGACAUGUCUAUACUCAUAACAACCUAUUACGGCACACAUAACCAUCCACUUCCUGUCGGUUCAAUUACUGCCAUGGCUUCUGCGGCCUCAGAAGAUUUCUUUAGGUUAUUGGAUUCAAAAAAUCCUAUUUCAAAAGGAACCUCUAGUUUCACCCAAGCAUCCCUUCCUUACUAUAUGAUUGACCCUAAGGACCCUUCCGAAGGAAUUGUUCUUUACCUUACAAUCGACUCUUACGAUCCCCCUCAAUUCCCAAUGCCCAAAUCACCCGUGAGAGACCAAGACCAAAACCAGCCUCCCAAGAUUCUUGUCGGCAAAGACUCUAAGAAGGACGGUACUGUACAUCAAAUAGAUAUGCAAAUGUAUUUGCGUGUUAUAGCAAUUUGAUUUGAUUAAUUUAUUUGGCAUACUGGUGUGAUGUAGAUGCUCCACAAAAUUUAGUAGAGAACUCUAGUGAAAGCCAAAUAUACAUCCUCAAAUUCUCAAGGAGAGAGAAACAGAGAGACCCAUUUGAAAGGCUGAUAGAAAUCUUUCAUUUCCACUAUGGCUUGGUUCUCGGCCACAAUGGAAGUGAAAGUUAUUUUUUAAAAAAUAAAAAUCUAAUUUGAAAAAGAAACAG